This is a messenger RNA of Drosophila sulfurigaster albostrigata, 6063 nucleotides long. Its product is annotated as metabotropic glutamate receptor 2. Gene Ontology annotation, biological process: G protein-coupled receptor signaling pathway. Gene Ontology annotation, molecular function: G protein-coupled receptor activity. Lineage: Eukaryota; Metazoa; Arthropoda; Insecta; Diptera; Drosophilidae. Gene Ontology annotation, cellular component: membrane. Bases 577 to 4659 code for a protein of 1360 amino acids. The record is from RefSeq and is a predicted model, not a curated record. The transcript is spliced from 18 exons.
AAUACGACGGCAAAAAAUGCAUAAAAUUACAGUGAGUGAAAUUAAUGUGUUUCGUAAAUUGAAAUUAAUUUUGUACAGCCAAAAAACAAAAUAUUGUGAUUUCUAAAUAAACAAAGGAUAUUUUUAAUUUUAUUUGAAUGGUUCGAUCCGCUCAACGAGUUUCGCCAGUAACCAUAGCAACAACAAUUAGAUGCAGUUGAGACAGAAAAAUGCUUCGCCACAUCAUCAUCAGCAGCAAGAGCAACAGCAACUCGAGCAGCAGCAAAAACAACUGCAACAACAGCAACAAGAACGAUUUGAGCAACAAAUAUAAAGGGAAUUAGCUGGCCCAUCAAUUUAAGCUGACAGGCAACUUAAUUAAAACGCGUUAGCCAGCAACAAUUUUAAGCUGUUGUUUGUAAGAAAGUAAUUUCAAUUUAUUUGGCCACUCGCCGACAACACCAAGUUGUUCGGUUGCACUUCAUGUUAAUGCUGUAACAUCGAGUACUUACAACAUCCUACAAGCACACACACUCGCAACUCGAACACAUCCGAAACACGCAAUUGCGAUACAACGGUAUCAAAAGUGUAUUCGCAAUGCUGUCGAGUGGCGGCAAUGGAACAUCCUUUUGGCUGUUGUUGCUGCUGCUGCACGGCGCACAACAGCAGCCACAGUCACAGCCAGAGCCAGAGCAAGAGCAACAGCGACAGCGACAGCAACAGCAGCAAGAGCAACAACAAUUUAUGACUGAGACAGAGCGAGACAACGUGGUGCAGCAAUUAACGUCGAUGCCAAGUCCAGAUGCAUUUUCAAUGACGCCCGAGCACACCACAAGGUCAACUUGGACCGCAUCCAUUUUCAUCGGCAAUUUAAAUGCAGCAACAACUGUGUCGCCAGCAGUAGCAACAGCAACAGGAGCAGCAACAGCAACAAGCAUAACCACAGCACCGAAAGCAGCAUCAGCAUCAGAAGUGGCUAGCAAAGAGCUUCAGGCAAUAGAAGCGAUUGGGACAAAGAAAAAACUUGAAUAUUUAGCAGCAAUGACAACACCAGCAAUACACAACACGCCACCUACAACAACGACAACAGCAGCAGCAACAGCAACAGCAACGACAACAGCAGAAGCAAUAGCAACAUCAGCAACAUCAACAGCAACAAUAGCCCAAGUGGAACAUAUGUCAGCCUCAAUAACAUCGACGGCAAUACCAAUAAAAAGCAAGCGCGUUGUGCCCACAGCAACAACAACAGCAGCAACAGCAAGCGAAACAUCAACAGCAGCAACAUCAAAAAGUACAGAUGUGAAAAGGACAGAGAACAAAUUGAAUAUGAAGCAAAGUGCCACCAUGUCAACAUUUGCAGAGGCGUGGCCAGCAAUGAAAACAAAUAAUAAAAGUAAUUGGCGAACAGGAGCAACAGAAAAUGCCACAACAGUCGUAACAGCAACAACAGCAGAAACAAAGAUAGCUAGCAAAACUGUGCCUACGCUGCACUGGCUGGAUACCACAAAUAUGCCCCAACAGUACAGUAAUACAGUCAGUAAUCCCCUGGCUAGCAGUGUUCUAACAGCAACAACAACAGCAACAGAAACUGCGACAGCAAUUGCGGCAUCAACAACCGCAUCGACAGCUGCAGGCAGCGGCGCCUCCGGGUGGCCAGUGAAGCAUGCCGCAGUGCUCGAGGGCGAUGUGAUACUUGGCGGCUUGAUGAUGGUGCACUCACGCGAGGACAGCAUCACCUGCGGCCAGAUCAUGCCCCAGGGUGGGAUCCAAGCCUUGGAGGCGAUGCUUUACACUCUCGACCAGGUAAACAAGCAACAAUUGCUGCCGAACGUGACGCUUGGCGCGCAUUUAUUGGAUGACUGCGACAAGGAUACCUACGGCCUGGAGAUGGCUGUCGAUUUCAUAAAGGGCUCUAUUAGUAACAUUGAUGAUGCGGAAUAUCAUUGCAAUAAAACGCAAGUGCGCAAAGUAAUAUCUGGCGUGGUUGGCGCUGCCUCCUCUGUGACAUCCAUACAGGUGGCCAAUUUGUUGAGAUUGUUUCGCAUCCCGCAGGUCUCUUACUUCUCGACCAGCCCAGAGCUGAGUAACAAGCAACGCUUUGAAUACUUCUCACGCACCAUUCCAUCCGACCACUAUCAAGUGAAGGCCAUGGUUGAGAUUGUCAAGAGCAUGGGCUGGACUUAUGUUUCGAUUAUCUACGAGGAGAGCAACUAUGGCAUCAAGGCAUUUGAGGAAUUGGAGGAGUUACUGGCACGCCAUAACAUUUGUAUUGCCAUUAAAGAGAAGCUCGUCAAGGAUUCGGGAGUGGCGGAGGAUAUUGCAUACGACAAUAUUGUGCAGAAGCUGUUGACGAAGCCGCGGGCUCGAGGAGCCAUCAUUUUUGGGUCGGAUCAGGAAGUGCGGCAAGUGAUGCGGGCAGUGAGACGAGCAAAUGCAACAGGCGCCUUCUCGUGGAUUGGAUCCGAUGGCUGGAGUGCACGGAAUCUCGUCUCCGACGACUAUGAACCGGAGGUGGAAGGCACCCUGUCCGUUCAGCCACAGGCAAAUCCAGUGCACGGUUUUGAGGAAUAUUUUCUCAACCUAACCGUGGAGAAUAACCAGCGCAAUCCGUGGUUUGUCGAGUUCUGGGAAGACCAUUUCCAAUGCCGCUAUCCGGGCAGCACGAGUACGCCGUAUAACAACUACACACGCAACUGCACCACAAAGGAGCGACUGUCUCGCCAGAACACCGACUUUGAGGAUCAGCUGCAGUUCGUUAGCGAUGCGGUCAUGGCGUUUGCAUAUGCCUUGAGGGACAUGCAUCGCGAUUUGUGCGGCGGUCGUCCUUCGCUCUGCGAUGCCAUGAAGCCAACCAAGGGAGCCGAUUUACUCAAAUAUUUGCGCAAAGUCGAAUUUAAGGGCCUCAGCGGCGAUGAUUUUCGCUUCGAUGGAAACGGCGAUGGACCAGCUCGCUACAAUAUCAUACAUUUCAAGCAGUCCGUAGCCGGUCAAUACCGCUGGGUCAAGGUUGGCGAAUACUACGAAGGAGAGCUGCGCUUAAACAUGUCCGAGGUGAAGUUCAAGCUGUUGCAUCCAAAGCCACCGGAAUCCGUUUGCAGCUUGCCAUGCGAACGUGGCCAGGCGAAGAGAUAUGUCGAAGGCGAGAGCUGCUGUUGGCACUGUUUCAAUUGUACAACUUAUCAAAUCCGACAUCCGGAUGACGAGACACAUUGCCUUGUCUGCCAGCUGGGAACGUUGCCCGAUGCUCACAAGAAAUAUUGUCGUCCAAUACCGGAGGUAUAUCUUAGACCCGAAUCGGCUUGGGCUAUUGGAGCGAUGGCCUUCAGUGCAACAGGCAUAUUGAUAACGCUCUUCGUUGUGGGCGUCUUUGUGAGGCACAAUGAGACUCCAAUUGUACGUGCCUCUGGCCGCGAGUUGAGUUACAUUCUGUUGGCUGGAAUCUUCAUGUGCUACGGCGUGACCUUUGCCCUCGUACUUAAACCAACAAAUAUUGUAUGCGCCAUUCAGCGCUUUGGAGUGGGAUUUUGCUUCACGGUUGUCUACGCCGCAUUGUUGACCAAAACGAAUCGCAUUGCUCGAAUAUUCAAGGCGGGCAAACAGUCAGCAAAACGACCAUCAUUCAUUAGUCCAAAAUCGCAGCUGGUGAUUUGCACGUGCCUGGUCAGCGUACAGAUACUCAUUAAUGGCGUUUGGAUGGUGAUUGCUCCAUCGCAUGCGAUGCAUCAUUAUCCGACACGCGAGGAUAAUUUGCUCGUCUGCGACUCGUACAUCGAUGCCUCUUAUAUGAUUGCGUUCUUCUAUCCCAUUCUCCUUAUUGUGGUCUGCACUGUUUAUGCGGUUCUCACUCGCAAGAUUCCCGAGGCAUUUAAUGAGUCCAAGCAUAUUGGCUUCACCAUGUACACCACCUGCGUCAUUUGGCUGGCCUUUGUGCCAUUGUACUUUGGCACAGCCAAUCACGUGCCUCUGCGAAUUACGAGCAUGUCAGUGACCAUUAGCUUGUCCGCCAGCGUGACGAUUGCGUGUCUGUUCUCACCAAAGCUCUACAUAAUUCUUGUGCGGCCGGAGCGCAAUGUGCGCCAGAGCAUGAUGCCUCCCCGUUAUGGCAAUAUGCAUCGCACGGCCGGGACGGGGCCCUCCUCAAUGAUGGCCGCAGCGGUUGUAACGGCUGCCACGUGCGCCCAGGAAGAGAAAUUACAGAAACAUAUCACGCCCACGGAAACAGAGCAUUCGGUAAAAACGAAAAAGCUGUGCGAAAUGGCCACACAGACGAUUGCACUGUCGAGUAUUUUCACGUCCCUAGAUAACAAUGCCUACAAUCAAAUACCCUAUGCCGAUCAAUAUGUGCCAAAUAACACAACUACCGCCACGCCAACAGCCUCUAAUGGCAAUGGCAAUGGCAACGGCAUUGAGAGCUGUACUCAGGACGAGGAAGUGGUAUCCAACAACAACAAAAUCAAUCAGCAACAACACGGCCAGCAGCAGCAGGCGAAUGUUGUUGUUGUCGUUGCAACAGCGAGCAAUCAUAUUGCCACCAGCAGCAGUCCAGCAACAGCAACAACAGCAGCAGCAGCAGCACUGGCAACAACAACUGCAACUGUUAGCGCAUCAGACGCGGAAGCUUCAUCGGCCACAACAAAUGGUGGCAACAAGCGAGCUCCGGUGUUGCAGACUAAUUUAUAGCUAAACGCGCAGCAAUUGCAACAACAGCUGCUGAAGGAGCAACAGCGUCAGCUACUGCAGCAGCAGCAUCUUGAUGAUGCUGACGUGAAACCAGUUGCAACUGAAGCUGCCGCAGGCGGCGACGUUGCAAGCAAUGGCAGCGGCAGCAUCAGCGGAAGUGCAACAACGAUCGGUAAUGGCAGCAGCAGCAGCAAAAAGCGUUCUGCGAUUCCAGUUUAAAGAGGCUACAACCACAACAAAAACAAGAACAGGUAUCUAUAGAUAGAACUUAAAAAAAAAAAAAAGAAAUACUUAAGUAAAUUCAUGCCAAACGGAUGUUCGUAGAACGACGAAGAAAAGACGGCGGCAUUACAAUAAAUUUAUUUUGGUUUCUGUUGAGCAGAAAUGAAAUGCAUUUUAAUAGCAUAAUUUCACAAUAACGCCACUUCGUCUGCCAAAUUUGGCAGUUAUUUAAAUUGUAAAAUAUUUACAAUAAACCCAACGAAUGAGUCGUAGCAAAAACAAAUUGUCAGCCAGAUUUAAUUGAAUCAUUUCGUUUUUGCGGAAACUGUUUUAAAUGUUUUAGAUCUAACGAUUAAGCUUAACUAGUUAUAGCUAGAAUGUGGUUUGGUUGCAAUCGCAACAAAGGUUACCAAAACAACAAAACAAAAACAACAACAAAAAUGUGAUAUAAUUUCAAAAAUGUGUGUUUUCUGAAACCAAAACCAAAAAGAAAAUAAGAAAAAACUAAACUCGUACUAACUGUUAGUCUAAGUUGAAAAAGCAUUUAAAUUUAAGUCACAUUCACACUAUGAUCUUAUAUGUUACAAAAGGGUUGCACAACCACUACAUAACAACAACAACAACAACAAAAAAAAGCCAAAACAAAACAUGUUGCAACCCUUUUGCAACGUGGCAGAAAUGGCGGCGUCUUUUGACAAUUACAUUUACUUUGUUGUUUGAGCCCUGCAACUUGGUAGAUUUAAUUGUGUAAAGUGGAUCCAAAGGCGUCAGAGGCCGAUAGUAUAAUUAUAAGCGCAGUAAGUUUGUAAAUACACACACACACACACCCACAUACACAUACACUCUCCUAAUAGUUAAGUGUUUUCUUUGUGUAAUACAUAACGACAGAACAUAAUAUUACGUAUACGUACCGCGGUCUGGCAUACGAGCAAGCUUAUCGAAGAGUAUGUCAGUUGAGAUUGUAAGUGAUAAAUAGCAAAAUAAAAAAAAAGAAACCCACUUAUUAUUAAAUUGAAAUAAAAAUUAUAUUCAAAUAUAAUAAAAUCUAGCCAAAUUAUAAGAGUUUAAUUGUUAGCGAAAUGCAUGUAUGUAAUAUUCCCCUUGUAUGUAUAUCUGUGUGUGUGUUUUUUAUGUAAAUAUUAUUACAAUUUGCAUAUGAGAAUACCAAGCAUAUUCAUACAA